This is a messenger RNA of Cynocephalus volans (Philippine flying lemur), 6484 nucleotides long. RefSeq names its product guanylate cyclase 2D, retinal (gene GUCY2D). Gene Ontology annotation, cellular component: plasma membrane. Bases 16 to 3345 code for a protein of 1109 amino acids. The transcript is spliced from 19 exons. Gene Ontology annotation, molecular function: protein kinase activity; adenylate cyclase activity; peptide receptor activity. The record is from RefSeq and is a predicted model, not a curated record. Lineage: Eukaryota; Metazoa; Chordata; Mammalia; Dermoptera; Cynocephalidae. Gene Ontology annotation, biological process: cGMP biosynthetic process; receptor guanylyl cyclase signaling pathway; protein phosphorylation.
GCACAGAAACUGGCGAUGACCGCCUGCGCCCUCCUAGCGGGUGGGCUUCCGCACCCCCGGCUCUGCGCCCCCGCGCGGCGGCCUCGGUCUCCGCCCGGCGUCCCCCCGGCCCUGACCCGGCCGGGCCCAGGGCUCCGGCUCCUGCUCCUGCUGCUGCUCCUGCCGCCUUCCGCCCUGUCCGCCGUGUUCACAGUGGGGGUGCUGGGGCCCUGGGCUUGCGACCCCCUCUUCGCCCGGGCCCGCCCGGACCUGGCCACCCGCCUGGCCGCCGCCCGCCUGAACCGCGACCGUGCCCUGGCAGGCGGCGCCCGCUUCGAGGUCGCGCUGCUGCCCGAGCCCUGCCGGACGCCGGGCUCGCUGGGGGCUGUAUCCUCCGCGCUGAGCCGCGUCUCGGGCCUCGUGGGUCCGGUGAAUCCUGCAGCCUGCCGGACGGCCGAGCUACUAGCCCAAGAAGCCGGGGUCGCGCUGGUGCCCUGGGGCUGCCCCGGGACGCGGGCCGCGGGCACCACGGCCCCGGCCGUGACCCCCGCCGCGGAUGCCCUCUACGCCCUCCUGCGAGCAUUCAGCUGGGCGCACGUGGCCCUGGUCACCGCCCCCCAGGACCUGUGGGUGGAGGCAGGACGUGCACUGUCCACGGCACUCAGGGCCCGGGGCCUGCCCGUCGCCCUGGUGACCUCCAUGGAGCCCUCGGACCUGUCUGGAGCCCGGGAGGCCCUGAAGAGGGUCCGGGACGCCCCCAGGGUCAGAGCAGUGAUCAUGGUCAUGCACUCGGUGCUGCUGGGCGGCGAGGAGCAGCGCUGCCUCCUGGAGGCCGCAGAGGAGCUGGGCCUGGCCGAUGGCUCCUUGGUCUUCCUGCCGUUCGACACGCUCCACUACGCCUUGUCCCCAGGCCGGGAGACCUUGGCCAUACUCGCCAACAACUCCCAGCUUCGCAGGGCCCACGAUGCCGUCCUCACCCUCACGCGACACUGUCCCCUGGGAGGCAGCGUGCUGGGCAGCCUGCGCACGGCCCAGGAGCACCAGGAGCUGCCCCCUGACCUCGAUCUGCAGCAGGUCUCCCCGCUCUUUGGCACCAUCUACGACGCAGUCUUCUUGUUGGCGGGGGGCGUGGCGGGAGCCCGGGCAGCCGCGGGUGGCGGCUGGGUAUCUGGAGCAGCGGUGGCCAGCCACGUCCGGGACGCCAGGGUCCCUGGCUUCUGCGGAGCUCUGGGAGGAACCGAGGAACCCUCGUUUGUGCUGCUGGACACUGACGAGGCGGGGGACCGGCUGUUCACCACACACAUGCUGGACCCCGCCUGGGGCUCCCUCCGCUCCGCUGGGAUCCCGGUGCACUUCCCUCGCGGGGGCUCUGGGCCUGGGCCCGACCCCUCAUGCUGGUUUGAUCCAGAUGUCAUCUGCAAUGGAGGAGUGGAGCCAGGCGUCAUCUUUCUUGGCUUCCUGCUGGUGGUCGGGAUGGGGCUGACUGGGGCCUUCCUGACCCAUUACAUAAGGCACCGCCUACUUCACAUCCAGAUGGUCUCUGGCCCCAACAAGAUCAUCCUGACAUUGAACGACAUCACUUUCCUCUACCCACAUGUGGGCAGCUCUCGAAAGGUGGUCCAGGGGAGUCGAUCGAGUCUUGCUGCCCGCAGUGUGUCAGACAUUCGUAGCAUCCCCAGCCAGUCCCAGGAAAGAUCCAACAUUGGCCUCUAUGAGGGAGACAGAGUUUGGCUGAAGAAAUUUCCAGGGGAUCAGCACAUAGCCAUCCGCCCAGCAACCAAGACGGCCUUCUCCAAGCUCCGGGAGCUCCGGCACGAGAACGUGGUCCUUUACCUGGGGCUCUUCCUGGCUGGUGGAGCCGACGACCCUGCGGCCCCCGGGGAGCAAAUCCUGGCGGUGGUCUCAGAGCACUGUGCGCGGGGCUCCCUCUACGACCUCCUCGCCCAGAGAGACAUAAAGCUGGACUGGAUGUUCAAGUCCUCGCUCCUGCUGGACCUCAUCAAGGGAAUGAGGUAUCUGCACCAUCGAGGCGUGGCUCACGGGCGGCUUAAGUCACGGAACUGCGUGGUGGACGGGAGGUUCGUACUCAAGGUCACCGACCACGGCCACGGGCGACUGCUGGAAGCGCAGAGGGUGUUACCAGAACCUCCCAACGCGGAGGACCAGCUAUGGACAGCUCCGGAGCUGCUUCGGGACCCGGCUCUGGAGCGCCGGGGAACGUUGGCCGGCGACGUCUUCAGCCUGGGCAUCAUCAUGCAGGAGGUCGUGUGCCGCAGCGCCCCCUACGCCAUGCUGGAGCUACCUGCGGAGGAAGUGGUGCAGAGGGUGCAGAGCCCCCCUCCGCUGUGUCGGCCCUUGGUGUCCAUGGACCAGGCACCCAUAGAGUGCAUCCAGCUGAUGAAACAGUGCUGGGCGGAGCAGCCAGACCUUCGGCCCUCCAUGGACUGCACCUUCAACCUGUUCAAGAGCAUCAAUAAGGGCCGGAAGACAAAUAUCAUCGACUCAAUGCUGCGGAUGCUGGAGCAGUACUCCAGUAACCUGGAGGACCUGAUCCGGGAGCGCACAGAGGAACUGGAGCUGGAAAAGCAGAAGACAGACCGGCUGCUCACACAGAUGCUGCCUCCGUCUGUGGCUGAGGCCCUGAAGAUGGGGACACCUGUGGAGCCUGAGUACUUUGAAGAGGUGACGCUGUACUUCAGUGACAUCGUGGGCUUCACCACCAUCUCAGCCAUGAGCGAGCCCAUUGAGGUGGUGGACCUGCUCAAUGACCUCUACACACUCUUUGAUGCCAUCAUCGGUUCCCACGAUGUCUACAAGGUGGAGACAAUUGGGGACGCCUAUAUGGUGGCCUCUGGGCUGCCCCAGCGGAACGGACAGAGACAUGCGGCAGAGAUCUCCAACAUGUCGCUGGACAUCCUCAGUGCCGUGGGCAGUUUCCGCAUGCGCCAUAUGCCCGAAGUGCCCGUGCGCAUCCGCAUCGGCCUGCACUCGGGCCCGUGCGUGGCGGGCGUGGUGGGCCUCACCAUGCCCCGGUACUGCCUGUUUGGGGACACGGUCAACACCGCGUCGCGCAUGGAGUCCACCGGGCUGCCUUACCGCAUCCACGUGAACAUGAGCACCGUGCGGAUUCUGCGGGCUCUAGACCAGGGCUUCCAGAUGGAGUUGCGAGGUCGCACUGAGCUGAAGGGCAAGGGCUCCGAGGACACGUACUGGCUGGUGGGCAGACGCGGCUUCAACAAGCCGAUCCCCAAACCGCCUGACCUGCAAUCGGGGGCCAGCAACCACGGCAUCAGCCUGCAGGAAAUCCCCCCCGAGCGGCGCCGGAAGCUGGAGAAGGCGAGGCCUGGCCAGUUCCAGGGGCAGUGAGGCCCGGCCCAGGACAGGAUUAUUCUGGAACGUCCUUUUCCUGAAAGUUGCUGCUAUAGGUGACUGAAAGUCUGGCUAAUGCCGGUGGCUUCUGUCCAGCCCCGCCUCAAAGGAUUUCUGGGCCUUUACAAGAGCUGGUUGCAAACCAGCCAUGUGACCUUGGGAAAGUCUCAUGCACUCUCAAGCUUGGGUUCCCCUCAAUGGCGAAGUGAGGGGUGACCUAAGUGGUUUCUACAGUCGCUGUGGCCAGGAAAGCUGGGCUUUGGAAGGGCUGGCCUUGCGAUAUGUGACUCUGCAGCAUGAAGAUGUUGCAGAGGAUGUUGGUGUGGGCGAUUCUCCACUUUCCAGGGCCUUGCCGGGCCCCAAGAAGGAAGAUCUGGGAUUGGAUGCCCCAGAGGAGGUGGAGGCCUUGUGUUCCACCAGAGCAGGGGUUGUCAUGUGGCCUGAGGAAGCAAGGGAUCUAUUUAGCCUCCAGCCUUGUGCCUGUCUCUGUCCCCAACCUUCUCUUGUGGGCAAAACCAGGUCACCUGCCCAAGUGCAGAGAAAAGCUUGCUUCAUGGCUUUGGGUAAAGUAAAGUAUACUUAAAGUAAAGUAUACUGCAGCAAACCUUGACUAACCAGAACAUCCAAGGAAUAGUAGUAUUUUCUGUUUAACUGGGUGCUGCCUAGCAGGCAGUUGGAUAGAUAAUCCUCUCUGCUUAGAUCUUUGCAACAAGCGGUAAACACCCUGUCCUGGCAGGUCCCCAGGUGAAGUUUCCUUUGUGGAACUCAAUGUUCCGGAGCCUGGGUUUUGUCAUGUUUGACUCUUGGUGUCUUUUGUUGUUGCUACAGACCCCGGAAGAAGUUAGCAGUAGCUGCAGCUACCCAGGCUGCCACCCCAGGUAGUGAGUGUCCAGUCCCUGGAGGUAUGCAAGCAGAACUAGGAACACCAUUGACCAGGAAUAUGACAAUCAGAGGAAAUCCUAGGCAGAAGGAUGAACUAAAUCCUCAUUGUAUAAAGUGUGGUUAGAGGAUCAGCAGCGUCAACGUCACUUGGGAACUUACUAGAAAUGCAGAAUCUCAGGCUCUAUACUAGACCCACCAAAUCAGAAUCUGCAUCUCUCUCUCUCUUUAUUUUUUGGCAGCUGGCCGGUUUGGGGAUCUGAACCCUUGACCUUGGUGUUAUAACACUGUGCUCUAACCAACUGAGCUAACCGGCCAGCCCAGAAUCUGCGUUUCUAAGUUCCCUUAAAAUAUUUAUGUGCAUAUUAAAGUUACUGAAUCAUAGAACUAAAUGAUCCAAGGAUCUCUUAUAUCUCAUAAUCUCUAAGAUUUCAUAAAAAACAGGCUAGACAUCACACUUGUUUUGCUUGGUCUACAGGGUGUUUUUGUUUUGAGCUAACAUUGAAAAAUCAAGAGAUAUCAUAUUUUUAAAAUGUUUAUUAAAUUUCCCUCUUCUCUUGAAAUCAAAAGCCCCACAUGGGGUGUGCAUCACCACUCAGCACUGUUCUGCUGGAGCUAAAGAGUGACAGUCCCCAUUAUCCAGGACUUCAUGCUUCAGUUCUCGUGUUCCCCACUAUUCCCCAUGGACUCCAAGAUACCAGGAUUUUCUGAACAGCCCUUAAGGCACUUGCAGACGUGGAGUUUAGGACUCCUAGAGUAGCAGGUAUUAGGAUUAUAGGUGCUCCUGGAGGUUGCUUUGCCUUUUUUUUUUUUUUAGCUGAUUUGUGAAUUCUGCAAGCUUAGUGGUUUUACCCUCCUUUCUAAAGAAAGAAUGUAUAAGAAAUCUAAAAUCCACCACUUGUAGGUUCUGGUUACCUAAGGUGGUGCUGCUACAGUGAGUAAUUUAGUGCAAUUUAAAAAGCCUUUUAACUGCAUUCAAAGACGAUGAAUUAAAGAUUUAAACACACACACACACACACACACAUUUUUAAAAAUGAUUUACAUUUUCAAAUAUCUCCCUUAAGAUUUUCUCUGUACUUCGGUCCCAGACAUUGAAGGGCAGAUUCUGCAUUGCUGGCCUUGGACCUGACAGUGUGGAUGUAGCUCUCAAUCUUCUGCCUCUUCCCUCCCUACCUGACCCCACUUUCCUACCCCUGCCCUCCCUACCUCCCUCCUUCCCUUCCCACCUGCAAGAGGCCUGGAGUAGUGAAUGCUGUGUGAUUUUGGGGGCCUCAGGGAAGAGUUGAUCCAGGGUUAGGUGUGGGAGGAUUAGCUCGGGCAGGCUUGGGCAGGGCACCUCCCAGAAGAGGAGAAAGAGGAGCUGGGCCCAAACCCAGCUUGGGGUAGAGGUGGCGUAGGCAGGACUGAGCAGGUCCCUUCCCACCUGUGACUCAGCUUCAUUCCCAGGCCAGUGAAGGAGAGCCCUGUCCUCCCCAGCUAGGAGAACUCGGGGACCCCCAUCCCAGAGCUCACAGAGCUAGUGGGAGAAGAAAAAAGGUCAAAGGUUAAGCCUCAGUCUCCUCUGUGCCCCCCAGUCCCCUUCAUCAGUGUCCAUGUCUCCCUCUCUGACCCUUGUCUCCUCUCUGUCCCCAGUGUCCCUUUUCUGCCCGGCAGUUUCUCCCUGCUUUUCUCUGCAGUUUCCCCUAUCUCUGUGGAAAUGGAAACUUUCUUCCUGGGCCCAGGCAGUUAUCCAAUCUUAGAGCCAUGACUCAAGUCCCCCACCCUGUUGUUCUGGGACCCAGGCACCUCCAGCCCAUGAGAGCACCUGGCUUGGUCACUGGGCAUUCCCCACCUUCAGAUGUGUUUACGCUACCUCUGCCAGCUGGCUUGUGCCAGGAGCUCACACUCGGGGCUGUCCUCACCUUUGGGAUGGCUCUGUAGCUGGGACUAGUAAUGGCCAAAGCAGGGACCUCUGAUGCUGCUGCUUUGAUCCCAUAGCAGAGACUUCACAGCGUGUCCCAGGGCUCACCUGGCGCCUUCUCUUUGUGCUGCUCCUCAGGGUCUGGGCCCUGCACCCCAUCCCUAUCUGCAGUGGACCCCAGGUACCCCUCUUUGGGGAGGCGGGGUGAGCUGCUCUUUGGCAGGGAUUUGUGACACUGCAUUGCUGGGCUGUGUUCACCAGGAUCUUCUGGACCUUGCACCGUGGACACCAGGACGUGUGCUGUGGUGUUUGGGUCCUGGGAGGGUGGGGGCUGAAAUAAAGGUGUGCUUUCUUCCA